AUGAGGAUCGCAAUCCGCGAGCAGCUGGCCUUGCUUGUCUUGUUCACUGUUCUGGUGGCCCUCACUGUCGUCUCCGUCCCGACCUGGCUCUAUGUCAACGACCACAUCGCCAACAACCUGCGGACCGGCCUCUCGCUCACGGCCUCCCUCAAGGCCUCCCGAAUCACGUCCGAGCUAGAACUCAUCCAGAACAGCUGCUUGACGAUAUCCUCCAGGAUCCUUCUCCAGGAUGCGCUCCAAGAUUUCUACGACAAGGGGGAGAAGAACUGGGCCAACGCCAAGGAGGAUAUUGAUAGCGCCCUGAGCGUGGGCAUGUCGACGGGCCUGCUGCAGGCCAGAAUUUACUCGAGAAACACGACGGGGCCCGAGGAUGGGGGACUCUUCAACGUCACCGCGAGCAAUGUGCCCGAGGUCAUCCUCCCUUACAAGGGCCCGGAUGGCGAGCAGGUCACGUUGAACAAUACGGAUCUUGGCUAUCCCCCUAUGCUCUACCCGAAUAUCACAUACAUCAAUCUCAAUUAUGGGAACCCCAUCCGCCCAAACACGUCGGCCUACUCGGCCCAAGCAUUCCCUGACAUACCGAUAUCGAGGGACGGCGGUCUUCUGCUUGGUCCUUUGAUCCUAAAUGAAACGUCUGCUCUGAUAUCCAUUUCCGUCGCCAUCAGAGACAAUACAGAUCACUUCAUUCUUGGCUACAUGACAAUCGUCGCGGUGGCCUCCUCCAUCCUCCAGGUGCGAGAUUCGCGUGAGGGGUUGGAUGACAGUGGCAUGGUUCUCAUCGUCGGUCCUACAACCGAAUGGAACCGCUUUCCAGCAUCAACCCCGAUGAGCAACGCCACGUACACGCCGAACAAGGAAGCGUUUGGCAGUGUACCCGUUCGCUUCGUCCUACCUCCCGCGUCUCAAGGUGACCAAGCGGAUCGCCAUUCCAACCAUAAUUUCACAAAGGGUACAAGCGACACGCCUUUCCCCGUCAAACUAUACCCAGCCGUGCUCGAUGCCUUGACCGACCAUAUACCAACCAUAAACAACGCCAGCUCCAUGCUCGACACACACAACGAGCAAGGCGUCGCCGUUGCUGUGGGCUAUGCAAGGACCCAGACGGCACUUGCGAACUGGACUGUCAUUGUCGAAAAGUCAAAGGGGGAGACAUACCAGCCAAUCAACACGCUCCGGAACAUCCUCCUGGGGACUGUGUUCGGCACUGCAGGUUUCCUGACACUUCUCAUCCUUCCCUGCGCUCACUUUGGCGUCCUACCCAUCAGAAGGCUCAAGGCAGCUACCGAAAAGUCGAUAAACCCCCCUGGAUACGAGGAGUCGUUCAUCGAGUCGGACUACGAAGAGGAUUCGCCAGGGUCUGGCAGGAUGGGAUCGCAGAGAUCUAAAAAGGGCGUAUUAAAAACGUUUACACGCUUUCUAAAGGGCUUGCCUAAUAGAACAGGCUCCGAGAGGGACGUUGCUCGGCGAAUGUUCAAGAUUCCCGGGAAAGUAGACGAGGGGAGACAUUUCAUCACCGACGAGCUUACAGAAUUGACGAGCACGUUCAAUGACAUGAGCGAUGAGUUGGUCAAACAGUACAUGUCCUUGGAGGAGAAGGUUGCCGUUCGCACCAAGCAACUCAACGAGAGCAAGAAGGCAGCAGAGGCUGCCAACGAAAGCAAGACCCUAUUUAUCGCUAACAUUUCCCACGAACUGAAGACACCCCUUAAUGGAAUUAUGGGCAUGUGCGCAGUCUGCAUGGAAGAAACCGACAUUAGUAGAAUCAAGCAAUCUUUGAAGACUCUGUACGAAUCAGGCGACCUGCUAUUACACCUAUUAGAGGACCUUCUUAGCUUUUCAAAGAACCAAAUCGGCCAGCAACUCACCGUCGAAGUCGGCCAGUUCCAAUUAAUAGAUAUCCGGGCACAGAUUUUGUCUAUUUUCGACAAACAGGUUCGCGAGGGGCAGAUCGAUUUCUCCGUCAACUUCCUCAACGCUCAAGAGCAUGGAGAUUCCUCUAACGGCUCGGUACAUCAAGAUUCUGAGCACAAGUCGCUACCAGCCGGCCUUCGCCUAGAAGAGGUUUCUCUGUGGGGAGAUCAGCACCGUAUACUUCAGGUGAUCAUCAAUCUUGUCAACAACAGCUUGAAAUUUACUCCUGUUAAGGGUAAGGUCGAGGUCCGCAUACGAUGCCUGGGCGAAGAUCAACAAGCCAACGAUGACGAAAGCCGGGCAUCAUCCAUUUCGAAGUCAGUGUCCCGGAACUCGCGAUCAGGCCGGAUGCGCUAUCGAGGCGGAUCCGCCUCGGCUCAGUCAACGAGUUCUAUGAACGGUAGCGCAAAGCAGUACAUGCAAGGAGGGACAGCACUAUCGAUCAACCCCAUGGACCCUAAGAUGGGCUAUGCUCAUGUAUCCGAGCGCUCGCCUACACCUCCACCUCAAGGCACCAAGGCCUACACUUUUGAGUUUGUCGUCCAGGACACUGGCCCAGGUAUUCCACCGAGCAUGCAGGAGAAAGUGUUCGAGCCGUUCGUCCAGGGAGAUCUUGGGCUGAGCAGAAAAUUUGGCGGAACUGGACUUGGUUUGAGUAUCUGUCAUCAACUCGCUGGUUUGAUGGGUGGUUCCAUUCAUUUGGACAGUACGGAGGGUGUUGGCUCCACGUUCACUAUGCUGAUUCCCUUGAAGUGCGCUCGCAGCACGAGACCCACAUCCAUGAGGUCCCCACGACACAGUACGGACGAUCCAGAAUCUCAGCGAAACUCGCACCAUAUCAUGCCGACCGAGGGAAAGAACCCCAAUGCCAAUAACCUCAACCCGCAGCCGAGAUUAGUCGGCCUCAGCCAGCCAUACUUUUCGGUUGAGCUCCCCGGAGCCCAAGGUGGUGGUGUGAUUCAAAGUCUCUCACGGAAAGGGGGUGGAAGCAAACUGCGUGUGCUUGUUGCCGACGACAAUUCGACCAAUAUCGAGGUUGUUAGCCGCAUGCUCAAACUCGAGGACGUCUCUGACGUGACUGUCGCCAAGGAUGGCCAGGAAGCCUACGACUUGGUCAAGGGGACGAUGGAACGAAACGAGCCAUUUGAUGUCAUCUUUAUGGACGUACAGAUGCCCAACGUCGAUGGCCUGCAGAGCACACGGUUAAUUCGCGGAAUCGGCUACAAGUCCCCAAUCGUAGCCUUAACGGCCUUUUCGGAAGAGAGCAACGUCAAAGAGUGCAUCAACUCGGGGAUGGACGAGUUCCUUUCCAAACCAAUCCGUCGACCCGCGCUGAAGCAAGUACUCAAGCGGUUCGCGACGAUACCCGAAGAGACGGAGGGGCCACCCCGAAAUGACGAAGUGUUGAACGAGAAGAAGCAUCAUUCAACCCUGAAUGGGGAAAUCACAGAAUUACCGACACCACCAGCAACAACCGACGAUAACGAAACGGAGCUUUUCAGCGGAGCCGCAGUCAACAAGGCGGAAUAA
Messenger RNA from Clonostachys byssicola, 3441 nucleotides. The record is from the annotation of a GenBank genome assembly. Lineage: Eukaryota; Fungi; Ascomycota; Sordariomycetes; Hypocreales; Bionectriaceae.